AUGGCGACGAAGCUAUCGACCUGCUUUGUCAGCCAAGCUUUUGCAGGUUUCAGCUAUGGCAGUCACUCAAAUGUCCGCUUCUCGCCUCCUCAACAUCAUCACCUCCUUUUCCCUGCUACUUGCAAGAUGCGCCAUCGCCAUUUAGGCUACCGCUACCAGCUCAAGAAACGGCAGUUCAAGAAAGCCUCCAACGAACAGACUCCGCCGGCGGCAGAAUCGCUCUCCGACCUGGAGAACGAGGCCGCUUCGUCGAGUACUGUCAAUCGCCGCCGUUUGAAUCCUGAAAUCGCGCCAAAUGACGACACCAGAGCUACUAGCACGAGUGACGAGCGUAAGGAGCAAGGCGCCAGUGGAACUGAUACGGCGAGCAGUGAAGAGCAGAAGGAUUACGUCAACGGAGAAGAAGAAUCGGAGACCACUGUAGAGGUGGAACACGUCCACGAUGACGAGUCUCAGCUUCGCGAGAGGAUUGCUGUAAUUGAAGAAGCGAAAUCUCUGGCCUUAACUCUGAAUGUAGAUGGUGAGGAAAAGCGACUUUCAGGCUUUCAGUUGCAGGAUCUGAUAGGCAUGAUAAGAAACGCAGAGAAGAAUGUCCUUCUUCUCAACGAUGCUAAGGUUCGUGCUCUUGAGGAUCUUAAUAGAAUUCUUGCUGAGAAGGAAUCGUUGCAAGGAGAAAUGAACGUUUUGGAGACAAGAUUGGCCGAAACUGAUGCACGAUUGAAGGUUGCUGCGCAAGAGAAGAUACAUGUUGAACUCCUAGAGAUCCAGUUAGAUAGACUAAGGAAUGAGCUCACUCACAGGAGUCCUGCCACAGAUGUGCUUCAUCAGCUUGAGAACCAGAACAAGCAAACAGACGCUGAUGCUAAUUCUCUGAGUAAGGAGCUUAGUUCAUUGAGGACAGAGAAUAUGUUUCUGAAACAGGAUAUGGAAGCACUUAAAGCUGAUCUAAGUGCGGUCAAGAACACUGGUCAGCGUGUCAUAACACUCGAGAAGGAGCGAUAUACAAUUGAGUCCUCUUUAAAGGACCUGCAAUCGAAAGUGUCAUCUUCUCAGGCAGAUGAAUGUAAGGAUUUGUGGGAGAGAGUUGAGAGUUUGCAGUCCUUACUAAAAAAGGCAACCAAGCAGGCAGAUCAAGCUAUCUUAGUGUUGCAGCAAAACCAAGAGCUCCGGAAGAAGGUGGACAAGUUGGAAGAUUCUUUAGAAGAUGCUAAUAUCUACAAGCUCUCAUCUCAAAGGCAGCAGCAAUACAAUGAACUAAUGCAGCAAAAGAUAAAGCUAUUGGAAGAACACCUUCAAAGGUCUGAUGAAGAGAUACAGUCUCAUGUACAAUUCUACCAAGAAUCUGUGCAUGAAUUUCAGGAUACACUGAACAAAUUGAUAGAAGAAAGCAAGGAAAGGGCUCUAGACGGACCAGUAGAUCAUAUGCCAUGGGAGUUUUGGAGCCGUUUGUUGCUAAAAAUUGAUGGCUGGCUACUGGAGAAAAAAGUAUCACCAGAUGAUGCAAAGCUGCUUAGAGAGCUGGUAUGGAAGCGAGAGAGGAAAGUUUAUGAUGUAUACAUGCAGUGUAGAGAGAAGAAUGAGCAAGAUUCCAUAUCCAUGUUCCUGAAGCUCACUUCAGGACCUAAAAGUCCAGGGUUGCAUGUCAUUCAUAUAGCAGCAGAAAUGGCUCCAGUUGCUAAGGUUGGUGGUUUAGGAGAUGUUAUCAGUGGACUUGGUAAAGCACUACAAAAGAGAGGACACCUUGUGGAGAUUAUUCUGCCCAAAUAUGACUGCAUGGAGUAUGAUCGAAUAUCUGACUUAAAGGCCAUAGAUCUUGUGGUAGAGUCAUACUUCGAAGGCAAAUUGUACAAAAACAAGAUCUGGACUGGCGUUGUUGAAGGUCUCCCUGUAUACUUCAUUGAGCCACUUCACCCUGCAAAGUUCUUUUGGCGAGGGGAGUACUACGGGGAACACGAUGAUUUCAAGCGCUUCUCGUUUUUCAGUCGUGCAGCACUCGAGCUACUUCUUCAAACCGGCAAAAGACCUGACAUAAUUCAUUGCCACGAUUGGCAGACAGCUUUUAUUGCCCCUCUUUACUGGGACAUUUAUAACCCGAAAGGACUAAACUCAGCUAGAAUAUGUUUCACGUGUCACAACUUUGAGUACCAAGGAACUGCACCGGCUUCAGAACUGGCUGCAUGUGGUCUUAACGUCCAACAGCUCAAUAGACCGGAUAGAAUGCAGGACAACUCGGCCCAUGAUAGGGUGAAUCCUGUGAAGGGCGCUGUGGUGUUCUCGAACAUCGUGACAACAGUAUCACCUACCUAUGCCGGAGAAGUUCGGACGGCAGAGGGUGGUAAAGGUCUCCAUUCAACUCUCGUCUCCCACUCCAAGAAGUUUAUUGGAAUUCUUAAUGGAAUUGAUGGUGAUGCUUGGAAUCCUUCGACCGAUUCUCUCCUCGCUGUCCAAUACAGUUCCAAUGACCUUCAGGGGAAAGCACAAAAUAAAACAGCAAUAAGAAGGCAGCUGGGACUUUCCACUGCCAAGCUCAGGCAACCAUUGGUUGGCUGCAUAACAAGAUUGGUGCCACAGAAAGGUGUGCAUCUCAUUCGGCAUGCAAUUUACAGAACAUUAGAACUUGGGGGUCAGUUCGUGCUGCUUGGAUCUAGCCCAGUUCCGCAUAUUCAGCAAGAAUUUGAGGGUAUUGCAAACAACCUUCGAGACAGCGAACAUGCUAGGCUGAUAUUGAAGUAUGACGAAGCGCUGUCCCAUUCCAUAUAUGCAGCAUCUGACAUGUUCAUCAUCCCAUCCAUCUUCGAGCCUUGCGGCCUUACACAGAUGAUUGCUAUGCGAUAUGGUUCAGUACCGAUUGUAAGGAAGACAGGUGGCCUAAAUGACAGCGUCUUUGAUGUCGACGAUGAUGCCAUACCUCUCCGGUAUCGUAAUGGGUUCACUUUCUUGGAUCCUAAUGAACAGGGAUUUAAUGGUGCCUUGGAGCGAGCUUUUGAACAUUAUAGGAACGACGUGAAAGGUUGGGAAGAUCUCGUCCGGAAAAUCAUGGAGAUGGAUUUCAGUUGGGAAACUUCUGCUGCUCAAUACGAGGACCUCUACUCCAAGUCCGUCGCCAGAGCUAGGGCGGCCAGAGCAUGA
Linum trigynum is the source of this 3129-nucleotide messenger RNA. The record is from the annotation of a GenBank genome assembly. Lineage: Eukaryota; Viridiplantae; Streptophyta; Magnoliopsida; Malpighiales; Linaceae.